UGUAUGCUGGCUUGCAUUUAUAGCCACCGAACCUAGAAAAUCUCCUUCAAAGACUUCCUGCCGCUACAACUCCUACUAAUUCAGACACAGUAACACUCACACAGUCGCUUUCUCCACCUUCUCACAAGCAUCACGCAUCCGAAGCUUAAAAGCUUUCCCACUUUUUCUGAAAAUGGAGGAAGGUCCACAAAUUGUAACCAAAAGUGGAGAGGUUGUUGAGGUGAUGGACGGUUCAGAUAUAAUGGAGUUAGUUGAGAACGAUAAGGUUUUUAGUAACUUCGUCGAUCACAAGUUUCGUGACCUCGAUCGCGAUUGUGACGGACAUCUCUCUGUUAAAGAACUUCAACCUGCCGUUGCAGACAUCGGCGCCGCCCUCGGUCUGCCUCCUCAAGGAACUUCCGCCGAUUCCGAUCAUAUUUACGCUGAGGUUCUUAGUGAAUUCACUCAUGGUAAAGAUUCCAGAGUAAGCAAAACCGAAUUCAAGAAAGUUCUUUCAGAUUUUCUCAUAGGAAUGGCUGCAGGUUUAAAGAGAGAUCCCAUUGUUAUCCUUCGCAUAGAUGGGGAGGAUCUAUUUGAAUUCAUUGAAAGCCCGAGUUUUGAACCAGAAAUGAUGUCCAUAUUUUCAGAGAUUGACAUUCCAAACGGGUCUCUUACUGACUACAUUAACAAGGCUUUUGAGAAACUUACUGUAGAUAAAGGGAUGCCUCCAGUUUUAGAUUCAUGGGUUACAAGUAAUAUUAUAACACCCGCACUACAGUCAUGCGGUGUCGCUCAAGAGCAACCUGUUUCUCAAGAUGCGUUUUUACUAGAGUUUAAAAAGGUUUUGGAGACUGUCGCCCAACGCCUCAAGGAUCAACCUGUUAUCGUUGCUCACAGUGAGAACACUUUUGAUGGAACCGGGGUUAGGAGACUGCUAUCUAACAAGUUUGAACUCGAAAAGACUCUAGAUACGACAGUGAAGACAAUGCCAAAAGAUCAAAAUGGGAAAAUCUCCAAGGACUGUGUACGCCUGGCACUUGAUUUCUUGGCUUCUGCAGCCGGGUUGCCACCUUUGGGUGCUGUGUAUCAGAUAGAUGAGGUUAUAGCCGAAUCAUGCAAGAUGUUAGACAUGGAUGAUGGAAAGCUUGUGAAAGAAGAAGAGUUCAAAAAAAUACUGACUGAAUUACUCGGAAGCAUUAUGCUGCAAUUAGAAGGAAACCCGAUCGCAGUUUCCACAAACUCAGUGGUUCAUGAACCUCUAGCUUCAGCUUCCACUCUCUUGCAACCUUUAUCUAUGUAAUGGUACAACUUACAAUGCUUUAUGUACUAUUAAUAAAAAUACUACUACUUUCAUAUGAACUUACAGAAAUAACAAGUAAAAGUCAAUGUACAAUCAUGAAUGCCUCUGGUGCAAUCUUGUUUAGCAUUUGGUUGUACUGGGAGAGCCAUGAGUAAGGUUUAAGUAAGUAUAUUAUAUAUAUGGUUUUAUGUGUAACUUGUAAUGACCCCAACAGUCAUGUAAUUCAAAAAGGGAUACGGACUUGUUCCAUGUUCA
Molecule: messenger RNA, 1534 nt
Organism: Lactuca sativa (garden lettuce)
Lineage: Eukaryota; Viridiplantae; Streptophyta; Magnoliopsida; Asterales; Asteraceae
Product: Calcium-binding EF-hand family protein
Molecular function (GO): calcium ion binding
Source: RefSeq, a predicted model, not a curated record